ACUAUACUGUUGUGUCUUAAGCUUAACAUUCGUUACACAGAUUCUGACUUUUAUUCCUUCCUUUUCUCCGCAGUUGAACUGUUAAAAAGCCGCCUAUUCAGCCACCUGCUACAAAAAUGGGUACCCCAGAAGAUGUUUGGAGAAAAGAUCUGAAAAUGAUCCAUGGCUGUCCCAUGGUCUAUGCUUUUGCACUUGACUGGGAAAGGAUUGAAGAGUUCCAGAGCAGAAAAGAUGACCUUGUGAUAACCACAUACCCUAAAUCAGGUACUACUUGGAUUAGUGAAAUUGUAGACAUGGUUCUAAAUGAUGGAAAUGUUGAAAAAUGUAAGCGAGAUGUCAUUACUUCUAAAGUUCCAAUGUUGGAACUGACUAUCCCUGAACUAAGAAUAUCAGGUGUUGAAUACUUAAAAACAACUCCAUCGCCUCGGAUUAUAAAGACACAUCUACCAACCUAUCUACUCCCAAAAUCUUUCUGGGAGAACAAGUGCAAGGUGAUUUAUCUGGCUCGAAAUGCCAAGGACGUAGCUGUCUCGUAUUAUAAUUUUGAUUUAAUGAAUAGUGUACAACCUCUUCCUGGCACCUGGGAAGAAUAUCUGGAGAAAUUCCUAGCUGGAAAUGUGGCUUAUGGUUCAUGGUUCAGUCAUGUUAAGAAUUGGUGGGAAAAGAAAAAAGAUCAUCCACUACUUUUCUUAUACUAUGAAGAUUUGAAACAGAACCCAAAGGAAGAAAUCAAAAAGAUUGCCAGCUUUCUAGGCAAGACCUUGGACAAGGAGACCUUGGACAGGAUCAUCCAUCACACCUCCUUUGAAAUGAUGAAGGACAACCCCCUGGUCAAUUAUACCCAUUUGCCCCCAUCAAUAAUGGAUCACAGCAAGUCCCCUUUCAUGCGAAAAGGUGUUGUUGGUGACUGGAAAAAUUACUUCACAGUGGCCCAAAAUGAGAAAUUUGAUGCCAUCUAUAAGAAGGAAAUGUCUGGAACAACACUGAAGUUCUGCACAGAGAUUCAAAGCGCUUAAGCUGCAACUUGAAAUAGUAACUUGACCGAGAAGUCAAAUAAAUUUGUGAAGGAGAAAUAUGCUUUUAAAACACUGAU
Peromyscus leucopus (white-footed mouse) is the source of this 1093-nucleotide messenger RNA. RefSeq names its product sulfotransferase family 1B member 1 (gene Sult1b1). NCBI's taxonomy places the organism in Eukaryota, Metazoa, Chordata, Mammalia, Rodentia, Cricetidae. Gene Ontology annotation, molecular function: sulfotransferase activity. Gene Ontology annotation, cellular component: cytoplasm. Gene Ontology annotation, biological process: sulfation. The record is from RefSeq and is a predicted model, not a curated record. The transcript is spliced from 7 exons. The coding region runs from base 117 to 1016 and encodes 299 amino acids.